CAGUUGCAGGCCUUCACUGUUUCCCAUCGCUACGUCGUGUUCACGCAGUGUGCACACUGUAGUGGCUCUUCGUAUUGUAUGGGGGAUGUGGGUCUUUACCAUAUUUCCGCAUCAGACCCCCCCACGCAGCAAAACAAAACAGAGACUGUGUGCUCUGGUACAGCCAAUAGGCCACAGCUAUAAUCCCUCCGAGAGUCGUUGCUCAAAGCAAUGCCGAUGAACGCUGGUUUAUUUUUAUAGGUAUACUUUACUUUAUUCACCAUUAUCAGGUAUGCCUUUUACCAUGUUGACGACCUUGAAAUGUUUAUUGACCUUGAGUAGUCUAUGUCUGGCCCUUGGAAUAAAUACAGGUGAACUAUAUGCCCGUGUUCGCACUAAUGUCUGGAAGUUCAGCCAAUUACACACGGGUACAGGCAAAGAAUCGAUGUGAUACUGCAUUCGCAAUGUAAACUAGUUGGUAUUUAAACGGCCAACACAGUACAUUUGAUCCACUGUCCACUGCUAAACACACGUCCCACAUUACAUGCCUCUGACCUGUGGUCUAAUGGUCAGCCUGGCAUUUCCAGUGACGAAUGCUGAAACAAUGCCUUGUGAACGUGUCCCAAGAUUUUGUUCACAAGAGCGCCAUUGUGUGUGGCCAUGUGUGGAGUGGGCAGCUGGGAUUGACUGUGUUUGUGGUCCGCUGUACUGGUCACACUGGGCCAGUAGCCUUGGCAAAGAGCCACACAGAAAGAGCUACUGAGCAAGGGCAUGACGGCCAGGCCCAUUGCAUUAUGGGUUGGAACUCCACCACACACGUAUUACUGGCUUUGUUUACAAGAGGUCUGCUCUAGAAAUAAAAUUACAAGCUGGAUUUGGUAGAAUGUUUGUUGUAUUAUGUUUGCACUGAUUUGUAUAAUGAGUAUUAUAGCUACUCUCCAAGACCUACUUCAGUAAUUACUGUAUAAUGAGUCUUAACCUUAAUAGCUAAAUAGUGAGUGUAGACUUUAAGAAGUUGAAACGUGUCAGCCAUUUUUCUGUUUUUAGAUGUGGAUGAAUUGAAAACAAGUAAAACUUACAUGGCUUGCUGAUAUCAGUCAUGUAUUUUUCAAAGAAUGCUUGGUUAAGUUAGCUUGACUGCUCUUCAAACCCAUUACGUGGGUGUCCAUUGAAUCCCACAGGAACAUGUAAUGUUCAUGGGGACGUGGCCGGUUUAGGACUUUCACUGCACAGGGCAUUCCCCCACAGGGUUUUCUAAUGCACAUCCAACAAAGAAAGCUUUGUUAGGAACAGUGGUAUAAAGACGACUCGACAAACAUCAUCUUAAACUAAAAGAAUGUUUGUCUGAUCAAUAAACUGACUAUCUGAUCAGUUCCAGUUUGAGAGAACUUCCUGCUUCUGUUUGUGUCCUCGGCUAUAAAUUCCACGUUCUGCCUGUGGUACCUCCCCUGAUCAUAGCCGUGAGGUCAGCCCCCAAGGGGCCGGGGGAGAUUAGAACUAGCGCAGCCAAGAAUGUUCUGGCAAAGGAAAUAGUUGAGUGUUAAUUAAAAUAAGAAGCAGAUGUAUAAAUAAGUUCCUUUCAGAGUCCUACAGACAUGCAAACUCUGACCUGGCCGGAUUAUCUCUCUCCUUUCACAGUGGCAUGGAUAUAACAAGGAGUAAUAUGAAGAAUGUUGUACAGGGAUGCGCGUUUUACUGCUUUGAUUUCGUACAGAAUAAAAAUGCAUAGCUUCACUGCGCUUCUUAAAUUGAACAACAGUUAGAAAACAAUCUUGAGUUCCUCCUGAUUCCUUCUGGGAGGUAAAAUACACGUUAAAGAGCCGUUCAACAGUUUGGCAAUUUCUAAGUGCUCAUUACCUCUCUGUGCAAGUAAGAAAAACAGCAUCAAUUAGGAAAUCAAGACAACCCAUCAUCAGAACAUCUUGUUCUCCAGCGCUUCAGACCAGCGGAUCCCAGCCCAGUUCCUGCGGAACCCAGGUCUAUGUCUGUACCGCCGUCCCCCCGGCAACCGGGAGGGGAUGUAAAGGAUGCGGAAACAGAGGAAGAGGAGCAAGGGGAGAAGUUUGAGUUUGAGGACAGCGAGGAAGACGAGAGCACGCCGCCGUUGCACGCUGCCGGAUCAUCGCCUGAGACCGCUCUGCCCGAGGCCGCUCCGCCCAUGACUGCUUCACACGUAUCUGCUCCAGCCGAGGCCGCUUCACACCUGGACACAGACAGUGACCCUCAGAAGAACAUAAAACAACACGCAACUGCACUUACAGGUGUGACAUCCUAUGAUGGCACAAAACAAGAUCUGGCUUCCUCUAGCCUGGUGGCCCCUGGAUGUGUGGGGGAAGACGUGGGCCCAGCUCCAGGUCUUGGGAAGGCUGUGGGACUGAGGGACCUAGGGCCCACCAUGGAAAACCAGGAGGCGGCAGUCAGCACGGGAGGUGAGUGUGAGACAGAGGUGGGCAACACAGAGGUGAUCUAUGACGAUGUGCCCUGUGAGGACGGCUCUCCAGUGGAAGGAGACAUGAUCUAUGAGGAUGUGCAGAGUGGGCACGUGUCACAGGGCCCCAACAAUGGCUGGAGCUCCAGUGAGUUUGAGAGCUAUGAUGAACAGUCAGACACUGAGAAAAUACACACCCACAGCAAGGUCCAUCAGCUGAUGAAAGCAGCUCGCAGUGGGACCAAAGACAGCCUGGAGAAGACCAAGAUGGCUGUCAUGAGGAAGGUCUCCUUUCUCCAGAAGAAGGCUCACUCAGAGGAUGCUGAAGAUGACGCAGGUUAUCUGGACGUGAUUGUAUCAGAGACCAAGCAUCCUCCUGCUCAGCUGGGCCCAAUGCCAGAGGGACUAAACAGUCAACAGAUCGUGAGGCGUCACAUCCUGGGCUCCAUUGUACAGAGUGAAAGGAGUUAUCUGGAGUCUCUUAAAAGAAUCCUUCAGGAGUACCAGCGUCCCCUAAUGGAAGCAGAGCCUCGCAUCCUGAGCCCGAGAAAGAUCAGACCCAUUUUUUUCCGCGUGCGGGAGAUCACGCAGUGCCACUCCAUGUUCCAGAUUGCCUUGGCGUCUCGUGUGGCGGAAUGGGAUGCCAGCGAGAAAAUCGGAGACCUCUUUGUAGCCUCGUUCUCCAAGUCCAUGGUGCUGAACGUGUACAGCGACUACGUCAAUAACUUCACCAGCGCCAUGUCCCUCAUUAAAAAAGCCUGCAUGUCCAAGCCAGGCUUUCUGGAGUUCCUCAAGAAAAAGCAGUCAUCGAGUACUGAUCGUAUCACUCUCUAUGGUCUAAUGGUGAAGCCAGUCCAGCGGUUUCCCCAGUUCAUUCUCCUGUUACAGGACAUGCUGAAGAACACCCCGCGGGGCCACGUGGACCGGCUCCCCCUGCAGCUUGCUCUGACUGAGCUGGAGUCUCUGGCUGUGAAGCUAAAUGAGCAGAAGAGAGUGGCGGACCAGAUCACAGAGACCAAGCAGCUAGCGCGCAGCAUCACUGACCGCUCACUUAGCAAGGUGCUGAAUUCCGAGCAGAGCUCUUUGGUCCUAUGCGAAACGCUGGUGGAGACCGUGUACGGUGAGCGGGGCCAGAUCCUGAAGUCCAAGGAGCGCAAGGUCUUCCUGUUCACUGACGUGCUGAUCUGUGCCAACGUUAACGUCAAGGGGCCUCCAGACAUCAGCAGUCUGGUUCCAGUGGGUCCCAAGUACACCAUGAAAUGGAGCGCCCCCUUGCUUCAGGUCCUGGUAGUGGAGGUUGGCCAGGAAGGGAGCCAGAGCAAGGAUGCGUCGCCGCAGACAGGAGGGGCCAAGCAGCUGGGAAGCUCUUCGGCGUCAGGAAAGGUGGUUCUGGGCCCUCUGCGCCUGUUCCAGGAGCUGCAGGUGUUACAGCAUGACCUGUCAGUCGUAGAGCAGGUCAGCUCACUGGUGGGGACCUUACAGGGGACGUACCAGAAUCUGAACAGCAUGGUGGCCCAAGACUGGUGCUUGGCCCUGCAGAGGCUCAUCCGCAUUAAAGAGGAUCAGAUCCAGAGUGCCAACAAGUGUCGCCUUCGUCUGCAGGUGCCCGGCAGGCCUGACAAGUCCGGCCGGCCGGUUAGCUUCAUGGUGGUGUUCAACACCCCCAGCCCCCUCAGCAAGAUCUCCUGGGUCAACCGACUUCAUCUGACCAAGAUAGCACAGAGAGAGGACAACGCACCGGGCUGGGUCUCCGCAGAGGACGACACGAGGAUCAAGGCCCCGUUCUGGUGUCCGCUGCUGGCGUAUCGUAUGCCCGUCUUCAACUCGAAAGCACCGGAUUGCAAGCUGGUGGCUGCCCUGCACAAUCCGGUCCAGUGCGCUCUGCUGGGCUGCUCCGCGGCAGGCAUGUCCCUCCCUCAAGGCUACCUGUGGGUCGCUAGCCAGGGGGACUCUGGUCGGGGUCAACUGGAGAUCUUCUCCCUGAACAGACCCACCCCUCGGCCAGUGAAGAGCUUCCAGGUGGGCGCGCCCGUGCGUUGUCUGGAGUUUGUGCCGGAGGUCAGGCCUCCUGAGGCAGACAGGCCCCUGGUCCAGGCCCCUGGUGCUGGUGGGAGCACUGUGUGUGUAGGACUGGACAAUGGCAGGAUCCUGGUCUACGGCGGCAUGGAGACGUCUGCGCAGGCCCUUCUGUCUCUGCGGAGCGCCCGGGGCGACCCCGUCCUGUGCCUGAAGCUCUCGCCCUCGGCCGGCGUGCUGUGGGCUGGCCUGCACAGCGGCUCGCUCCUGGCUUACAGCAGGCAGGCCGAAGGAGACCUGUGGCGGCCGGAGUCCUGCAGGAGCGCCGAGCUGGGCCGGCAGCCUGUUCGUGCCUUGCUGCCCCUGGACGACUCCGUCUGGGCCAGCUGCGGAAAUUCGGUGUCCGUCGUGGACAGCUGCAGCCUGGUGACCCAGAAGUUUGAGGCCCACCAGGACCCGACGGUGAGCGUGACCCACAUGGUGAGGGUGGGCGGAGGCGUGUGGAUGGCUUUCUCCGAGGGAUCCUGCAUACACCUGUUCCACACGGAAACACUGGAGCACCUACAAGAGAUCAACAUCUCCACGCGCUCCUCGCUCUGCUGGCCCACUCAAAAGAACAUGAGAGUCACCAGCCUGCUGAUCUGCCAGGGCUCACUGUGGGUGGGCACCGCACAGGGCAUCAUCACAACACUGCCGGUGCCCAAGCUGGAGGGUAUUCCCACAAUAACGGGUAAGGGAAUGACGUCUCUGAAUGCCCACUGUGGUCCUGUGGACUUCCUGGUGGCUACCUCCAGCACCCUGUCCCCAGAUCUCCUGAAGCGGGACUCUCUCGUGGCGGGGGUGGACUCCGCCUUUUGGGGGGAGGAGCGAACUGACUCCUCCUCCCAGGAGUCCCUGCAGCAUGCCAGCGGUGCCGCCUUCGGGGAGAUCAAAACCAAGGGGCGGGGCAUGUUGCUGCAGUACCGACUCCGCUCCACGGCGGGUCUGCCCGGGCGACCGCUGACGGCACGGGGCGACGACGCCUCGGACUUGUCCCUGGAGUCGCCGGAGCACAGCCCGGAGGACGGGUCCAUCUACGAGCUGAGCGACGACCCGGACACGUGGGUGCGAGGCCGGCCAUGCGAGGGGGAGAGCAGGAGGAGAGAAACGGUCGCAUCCGUGGCGGUCAUCUCCGGCGGACGGGGCUUCCGGAGGCUGAGGGAUGGGCCGGCAGGGGACGUACCCGAGACGUCGGAGAGCACCCUCAUGGUGUGGCAGCUCCCCCUGAAUGUGUGAAGGUCAGUGCUCGUGGACCACGGAGGCAGGGAGGGACGGAAAUCCUCACGGCGCCGUGAAAGAGACACCGGCACCGCCGAGAGCCUCUCUGAUGCUCCGUCCCCUCGCGACACCGCGAAUUUGAUCAGUGCAGGCGGAGCUGAAACCGAGUCGGAUGCCUGUUUUAUUCUUUCAUCUCAAAAGCUGGAAGCGUCCGGGUCAUCUGUGGCAGAGAGAGGUAGAGUGCCGCUACGUUGGCUCUCUGUGAUCCAUUGUCCUCCCAUCCGCCUCCAGAGCUGUGCGCUGAAAACCUCUCUCCACAGGGAACCUCACAUCAUCCGUUUAGCGCUCGUGAAUGCGCAGCCUCGUAAGGGGUCAGCGGUGCCCAGACACAGGCUGCUUCCUUCAUGCCACAGGCCCACCAUCCCCCGGUGAAUCGUUUACUCUGGGAAUUUCCACACCGUGAAACUGCUGAAGGGUCUCUUUCAUUGCUCCCCGUGUUUGAUGAAAUCCUAUCAGCUAAGGGUAAAGGCUACCCGACGGGGGUCUUUGAGCUUCUGUGCAGCCCUUUAAAGUCCACUCCCGGUCUGCAACUAUUGCAAUUUGAACUCAUGGCUCUGUGUGUGUGUGUUUGUGUGUGUGUGUGUGCUUGUGUGUGUGUUUGUUAGUGUGUGUGUGUGUGUGUGUGUGUGUGUGUGUGUGAGAGAUAGCGGUAGAGAUAAAGACCUAUAAGUCAAAUUACAAUACGUCAGCUCAGCCUUAAACGACUAUGAGAAGAAGUUAAUUCCUAAUUAGCCCUCUCUCUCUCUCUAUGGAUGCCUGCAGCUGAGCGCUACUUCUGCAUCCAGUUGCAGAAAAUGCGCCUUUACCAUAUGGAGGGCAUUUGAAAUGUCUGAAUGAGUCACUCCCGUUUAGAGAGAAUUUCCAGGGGCUUCAUUAGUGGCGUUCAUACAAAAGGUGCAGGCAGAUUGUCCGUUAUAUCCAAGAAGACAACAGAUUGGUUUCUUUUAUGUUGAAAAAACAGCCAUUCACGUCUGUUUAAUGGAAUAUGUCAUUUCAUGGAACGAAAUAUGUCAUCUGGUCCUUUUAUUUGCUCCCUUUUUCAUAAAGAUGUUUUGAUCUGUUUACAGCAGUAUUAUUGUGUAAUUCCAAAAGUAAAAAAGGUAAUUAAAAAUAACACUAUUCUGUUACAAAAAUGUAAAGAUGGCAAUUAGGAAAAGCACUUUUCUAAGCACUUUUCUAAGACGUUUUUUGCUCCAGCGUUUUUCAGCCUUGUAUAACUGCGUCUGUAGCAUAUGGUUUUUUACUGAUUAUUACAGCUAAUAAUUUUGACAAAUUUCCCUGUACUUAAAAAAGGAAUGAAAGAAUCCAGUUGACUUGAAACUCCCUUCAGAUGGAUUCCAAAUGGCAUCUGUUGGGGGGGAGAUUAAGAAAGAUAGUAGAUGGUAAAGCAUUGGAAUGAUUGUGAAUUAAUGUGGAAACUGACUUUACACUACAGAUGGUGUAUACAGAGAUCAGGCUAACACUUUUUUUUGGGAAUAUGACUUUUAGAGGAAGCCACACCUGUCCUGUCGGCAAGAGAGAACCAUUACACGGCUGAUGAAUUUAAUACUGAACUGACAAAACUUCAGUUGAAAAGUAAUCAAAGCAAUGAGACUGUAGCCCCUUAGACGGCUGUGCAAAGUGUGGUACCAUUUUAAUCUGUAGAUUCAUCUGUAAAGGAAUACAUUUUUUUCUAACCUAGCCCUUCUGUAACAGACUGACCUCUGAUGCCAGUAAAUCUAUUUUAACUAAUGUCAUUAAA
This is a messenger RNA of Electrophorus electricus (electric eel), 7481 nucleotides long. The record is from RefSeq and is a predicted model, not a curated record. Lineage: Eukaryota; Metazoa; Chordata; Actinopteri; Gymnotiformes; Gymnotidae.